AGUAUAGAAUAUAAGCCAACAGUUAGCCGGGGGCUAAUUGAAUUCAUAAUUUCAAUCAACGUCAUCGCACACAUCGAGUGUUGACGUAUGCACGCACGUAUACCGUGUGUGUAACUGUUCUGCAGAUGCGGAGGGCUCUGUAAUUACGAAAUUAGGAUGAUCAAUUUUGAUGCGACUUUUUCACUUUCCUCUCUGCUGUGCCGGUGCUUAUAAUAUUCCAAGCUCACGAGAGUGAAAGCGACAGGUGGUAAUUUCCAGAGAUCGCGGAAGUUCCGAUGUAGUGCUGAUCUGCGAUGCUCGUGGUAUUUAAAUCAUGUCUAAUGUUGUUUAGUUAAAUACACUUAAAUGUUUUGGCGGCUCGAGCUCACUGCUCGCAAAAACAUAACCUUGCACGUUACCGCCGGCACGCCGCUGAUAGGCCAUCGCGUCGAGACUCGAGCGCAGCAGCACCAAAACGAGCCAACAGUUGCUGAGUUGCCCACGAUGACAAAUCUGACAUAAGGAUAGGUCACGCAACGAUAAGUAUAUUCUUCACAAGUUCCGACCUGUCGAUUCUUGAUUUAUCAGAACGUUAUUGAAACAAUUUGUCCAGCGAGUAUUUAGCUAUUUACGCAGGCAUAGGAUUCUCUAACCGGAACUAUACAGUAUAUCUACUAGUUUACUGCCGAUCAAUUGAUCGAUAUAAAUAUAAAUUUACCAUGGCUAAAAAUGUUACCGGACGAAUAAAUGCUAAGCCAUCAGUUGUUAGCUAUACACAAGAAUACGAAUGGAUUAUUGAUUACGAUCGCACUACUGACAUAAAUUCGGAAGAAUGUAUACGAUCCCCAGUAUUUACAACAGCCAACAUUUAUAAGUGGCAAAUUUUGCUGUACCCGAAAGGAUACGAUGAAAAGUAUCAAAACUUUUAUUCAAUUUUCCUUAAUCUUUUAAGCAAUGUCGAAUUGAAAAUAAAAGCGUCGUUUGAAAUUCGUAUCAACAAAGGAGAACCAUUAAUGACAAGACUUUUUGAAGAAACCAUGACUUGUUACUUGAGUUCACAAGGAUAUGAGAAAUUUAUGAAUCGUUGUAUGAUAGAAAAAUCAUCAAGCUUACCUCAAGGCAGUACCAUAAGGAUUGCUUGCAAAAUAAAUUUGGCGGAUGAGAAUGUAAAAGAAAACAAUCUAGAAAUGAUAAAUGCCAACAGAGAGCUACAACAAUUGAGUACUGAUUUUGAACAAUUAAUAGACGACAAAGAGCUCAACGACGUUGAGUUUACGAUCAAUGGUAAGGAGCUUCGGGCCAACAGAAGUAUACUAGGCAAAAGAAGCAGUGUUUUUUCCGCCAUGUUUGAUAAUGUGAUUGAAGUAAAGCAUGCAAAAAAAGUAGAAAUCAUAGACAUCAGGCAUGAAGUUUUUCUGGAAGUGCUGCGCUACAUUUAUUCUGGAAAAGUGAACGGGAUUGACACAAUAGUUGACGAACUUUUAGCUGCAGCUGAUAAGUACUCGCUUGAUGGCCUCAAGCUGAUGUGUGAAAGAAGUCUCAGUUCUAACACAAAUGCUGAUAACGUCUUGAAUAAUCUUCGUCUAGCUAAUCAAUAUAGCUUUAACAGUUUAAAAGAAAAAGCCAUUAAAUUUAUUAUUACACAAGCAGUUGACAUCGUUGACAAGCCAGAGUUUCGACAAUUACCUUAUAAUAUUGUGUGCGAUAUCUGUUCAGCUAUAGUUCCGAAAAAAAAAUAAGCAUAGUAAAGUAUAUAUCCUAUAUGUAUACUUUAAUUGUGGAUGUAAAUAAAAUUUUAUCUUUUGUAAGUAGGCGCAUCAAUCAUUUGACUUAACUUUGCUCCUUGAUAAAGUUUAUGUUUUAUUUUAUACUUGAUAUGACUGUAGCUUUGAUUCAUAACAUUUUGAUAUACAUGUAUAAGGAUUGUAAGAAAAAUUUUCUUACAAUCAUUGACAAUCAAAAGGAGUGAGAACUUGCAUUUAAUAAAAAUAAAUUUAUAUAUCUAUG
This is a messenger RNA of Nasonia vitripennis (jewel wasp), 1986 nucleotides long. RefSeq names its product roadkill-like. NCBI's taxonomy places the organism in Eukaryota, Metazoa, Arthropoda, Insecta, Hymenoptera, Pteromalidae. The transcript has 3 exons. Bases 699 to 1718 code for a protein of 339 amino acids. Gene Ontology annotation, cellular component: cytoplasm; nucleus. The record is from RefSeq and is a predicted model, not a curated record. Gene Ontology annotation, molecular function: ubiquitin protein ligase binding. Gene Ontology annotation, biological process: regulation of proteolysis; proteasome-mediated ubiquitin-dependent protein catabolic process.